This is a messenger RNA of Gloeophyllum trabeum ATCC 11539, 1385 nucleotides long. RefSeq names its product oligosaccharyl transferase beta subunit. The transcript has 6 exons. The coding region runs from base 45 to 1385 and encodes 446 amino acids. The record is from RefSeq and is a predicted model, not a curated record. Gene Ontology annotation, cellular component: endoplasmic reticulum membrane; oligosaccharyltransferase complex. NCBI's taxonomy places the organism in Eukaryota, Fungi, Basidiomycota, Agaricomycetes, Gloeophyllales, Gloeophyllaceae.
AGCACUUCUUCAGUACACUCAUACCGCUCGUUCGACGAGCAGAUAUGUUCAGGAUAUGUCAGCUCUUGCUGCUGACAUUUUGUCUGGCUAUUGGGUCGUACGCACGGUCUAGCACCGGCGACUCGGUCUUGGUCAUCCUCGAUCCAAGUCUUUCGAAGGACAACUUCUCGAUAUUCUUCAAGGGGCUGGAGGAGCAGGGCUAUGAACUUACGUUCCGUGCCCCGAAGGACGUCGCGCCCGCCAUCAUGCAGGACGACGUUGCGUCCUUUGCCCACGUCAUUCUUUUCACUCCGGAGACCAAAACGUAUGCGAAGGAUAUCACCCCCCAGUCCUUAGUCGACCUCCUCUCCAAAAAUACCAACGUCAUCUUCGCGCUGGGCUCGAAACAGACGCCCCUCACAUCCCUCGCCUACGAGUUCUCCUUGAUCCUUCCUCCCCCGGGCACGCCCCUCAUCUCCCACUUCCCUGAGCGUGACACGCCCGCCACCGUCAUCCCCAUCGAAGUUCCAUCUGACCACGCCGCCCUCACAUCUGGCCUCUCGCCCGUAUGGUACUCCGGCGUGUCCUUCGCGCUCGGCAACAACCCGCUACUCGUUCCUUUCCUGAAUGCCCCGCCUGAGAGCUUCGCGGCAGAUACGACGGAAGACUCUGGCGCCGAUGCGCUGGUGGAGGCGGCGGAGAAGGGCGGCGAGGGACUCUGGGCUGGUAAGGAUAUGAGCGUCGUCACGGGCUUCCAGACCAUCGAUGGCGGCCGCGCGCUCUUCGUCGGUGGAGUCGAGUUGUUCAGCGACGAGUUCGCGAAGAAGGAAGUGACAAAAGGUGUCGAAGCGGGGAACGCCCAGUUCGCGCGGGAUGUCGCGGCAUGGACAUUCCAGGAAUCACUCGUCCUGCGCGUUGACAGUUUGAUGCACCACAGAGUAAAUGAGACGACACCGCGGGACCAGUACACCACCAACGACCGCGUCGUUUACACUACGCACAUCUCAAAGUAUAACCCGAAGCUGAACGCAUGGGAGCCGUACUCGGGCAUUCAGGACAUGCAGCUCGAGUUCACGAUGCUCGACCCGCACAUCCGGACGGCGCUGCCGCCCGUUCCAGGGUCACCCGGCACGUACUCGGUCGAGUUCCGCGUGCCGGACCGCCACGGCGUGUUCAAGUUCGUCGUCAACUACAAGCGCAAGGGCUGGACACACCUGCACAGCUCGACUACCGUCCCCGUCGUCCCGCCCCGGCACGACGAGUACCCUCGGUUCCUCAGCGCUGCGUGGCCGUAUUAUAUCGGAGCUAUCAGCACGAGCGCUGGGUUCGUGCUGUUCUCCGCGCUGUGGCUGGCGGGCGACGACCGGGAUUUGAAGAAAAAGAAGACGGCGAAGGCGACGGAGUAG